Molecule: messenger RNA, 5858 nt
Organism: Equus quagga
Lineage: Eukaryota; Metazoa; Chordata; Mammalia; Perissodactyla; Equidae
Gene: CEP152
Product: centrosomal protein 152
Exons: 27
Coding region: 140-5308 (1722 amino acids)
Biological process (GO): centriole replication
Cellular component (GO): centrosome
Source: RefSeq, a predicted model, not a curated record
CUCAGGGCUCCGUGGGUUCGGUUGUGACUAGGAAGGAGCUAGCGGGUUAGAGGGAGGAGAAGGAGGUUUGCUAGAGGUUGGUCUUCGGCCGGGGCUAGGGUUUCCCCUCGGUGACAGCAUCCGUGGCCUCCGGAGGACCAUGUCAUUAGACUUUGGCAGUGUGGCACUGCAGACACAAAAUGAAGACGAAGAAUAUGACAAAGAAGAUUAUGAAAGGGAGAAAGAGUUGCAGCAGUUACUCACGGACCUUCCUCAUGAUAUGCUGGAUGACGACCUGUCUUCCCCUGAGCUCCACUCCUUGGACUGCAGUGAGGAUGGCAUAGAGGGAGAACCACAUCGUUCUGAGCAAUCGGAGAUGAACUGGAAUGUGCAUCGAGUGCUGCCUAAAUCUCAAAGUGACUAUAAUGAGAUUCAGGAUUUAUAUAUUGGAGAGAAAAGCGGCAAUGGCUGGGAGGAGAAUCAGAUUGAAACUGAAGGCCAGCAUCCUGGGUACCAUCCUGAAGAAGGUGGAGAUGAAGGUGGAAGUGGUUAUAGUCCUCUGAGUAAAUAUGAGCAGACUGAUUUAUAUCACCUUCCUGAAAACUUUAGGCCGUAUACCAAUGGUCAGAAGCAGGAAUUUAAUAGCCAACCAACCAAUGUAAUUAAAUUUUCAGAUCCUCAAAGGAAUCAUUUUCAGCAAUUUGGUACAUCACAAGGUCCCACUUGUCAACCUUUGGAAUCAUAUAAAGUGACAUAUAAACCUUAUCAGUCUUCUGCCCAGAAUAAUGGCUCACCAGCCCAGGAGAUAGCAGGAAGUGACACAUUUGAAAGCCUACAACAACAAUUUUUAGGAGCUAAUGAAACAGAUUCUGCGGAAAAUAUGCAGAUUAUUCAACUCCAGGUUCUUAACAAAGCAAAAGAGAGACAGCUAGAAAAUUUGGUUGAAAAGUUAAAUGAAAGUGAACGUCAAAUAAGAUAUCUGAAUCACCAGCUUCUGAUGGUCAAAGAUGAAAAGGAUGGUUUGACCCUUAGCCUUCGAGAAUCACAGAAACUCUUUCAGAGUGCAAAAGAAAGAGAGAUACAGCUUGAAGCACAAAUAAAAGCUUUAGAGACCCAAAUACAAGCGUUAAAAGUCAAUGAAGAACAGAUGAUUAAGAAAUCCAGAACAACUGAGAUGGCUCUGGAAAGCCUGAAGCAGCAGCUGCUGGACCUUCAUCAUUCUGAAGCACUUCAACGCACUAGAGAGCAGCACGAGAGCAUUGUCAUGGGCCUCACAAAGAAGUACGAAGAGCAAGUGUUGUCCUUACAAAAGAAAUUGGAUGCUACAGUUACCGCACUUAAGGAACAGGAAGACAUUUGCUGUCAUUUGAAAGAUCAGGUGAAACAACUGGAAAGGAACCAAGAGGCAACCAAGUUAGAAAAGACCGAGAUCAUUAACAGGUUGACGAGAAGUCUGGAGGAGAGUCAGAAGCAGUGUGCCAACUUGUUGCACUCAGGCUCAGUCCAGGAGGUGGCUCAGCUACGGCUCCAGCUGCAGCAGGCACAAAAGGCACAUGCUAUGAGUGAAAACAUGAACAAGGCUUUGCAAGAAGAAUUAACAGAACUAAAAGAUGAAAUUUCUCUCUAUGAAUCUGCUGCAAAACUAGGAAUACUUCCAAGUGACUCAGAGGGAGAAUUAAAUAUAGAACUCACUGAAUCAUAUGUGGAUUUGGGUAUUAAAAAAGUCAACUGGAAAAAAUCCAAAGUUAAGAGCAGUGUACCGCAAGAAGACCCAAAUGAAGUGAUGUCUAAAGAUGAGGUCAUCCUGAAGCUGAAAGCAGAAGUGGAGCGUUUGCUGGGCAGCAACUCGGUGAAGCGUCAUCUGGUGUCUCAGUUACAAAAUGAUCUCAAAGACUGUCGAAAGAAAAUCGAAGAUCUCCAACAGGUGGAAAAGGAUGAAAAAAGCAUCGAGGUUGAGACUAAAACAGAUACCUCAGAAAAACCAACUAAUCAAUUAUGGCCUGAUUCUUCUACUUCUGAUAUGAUUGUCAAAGAUGAUAUUCUGCGACUCAAAAAUGAAAUUCAAGUUUUACAACAACAAAAUCAGGAACUUAAAGAAAAUGAAGAAAAACUGAGAAAUGCAAAUCAAGACUUGUGUAAUCAAAUGAGACAAAUGGUACAAGAUUUUGACCGUGAUAAACAAGAAGCUGUGGACAGGUGUGAGAGGACUUACCAGCAGCACCACGAAGCCAUGAAAGCCCAAAUACGUGAAAGCCUGUUAGCAAAGCACGCUUUGGAGAAGCAGCAGCUCUUUGAGAUCUACGAGGGGACGCGCUUGCAACUGAGGUCUGAAUUAGAUCAGAUGAACAAGGAGAUGGCUGCUGUGCAGGAGUGUUACCUGGAAGUGUGCAGAGAGAAAGAUAAUCUAGAAUCGACUCUCAGGAAGACCAUUGAAAAGGAGCAACAGACUCAGGAGAAUAAGAUCAAACAAGAACUCAUUCAACAGCUUGAAAAGGAGUGGCAGGCUAAGCUGGAUCAAACUAUAAAGGCAAUGGAAAAGAAGACCUUGGAUUGUUGCAGCCAAACUGACCAAGUAACCACCAUUGAUGUUAUUUCCAAAAAAGAGAUGGAAAUCAUGAUAGAAGAGCAGAAGCGAAAGAUCCAGCAAGAUUUAGAGCAAGAGAAGGAAAUAGCUAUCAAGGGGGGCUUGAAGAAACUCGAGGUUGAGUUGGAACGCAAAUAUUGUGACAAUAUUGCCAAACAGGUAGAAACAGCUGUGCAAAAUGCUCAUCAUCGAUGGCUGGAAGAAAUGCCUGAGCUUGCAGAGUAUAAAGCAUGUGUCAGAGCAGAACAGAAGAAGUGGGAAGAACAGCAAGAGAUCUCUGUGGCCAAACGGAUAUUGUUUGCUGUUUCUGAAGCUAAGGAGAAAUGGAAAAGCGAGCUUGAAAAUGUGAAGAAAAAUGUCAUCCCUGGAAAGGAAUUGGAAGAGAAGAUUCAUUCUCUUCAGAGAGAGCUCGAGUUAAAGAACGAGGAAGUCCCUGUGGUUGUCAGGGCUGAGCUGGCAAAGGCCCGGAGUGAAUGGAACAAAGAAAAGCAAGAAGAAAUCCACAGAAUUCAAGAACAAAAUGAGCAAGAUUACCGGCAAUUUUUAGAUGAUCAUCGAAAUAAAAUUAAUGAGGUACUUGCGGCAGCUAAAGAAGAUUUUGUGAAACAAAAGACUGAACUCCUUCUUCAGAAGGAGACAGAGCUACAAACAUGUCUAGAACAGAGUCGUAGAGAAUGGACCAUGCAGGAAGCCAGGCGGAUUCAACUGGAAAUCUCUCAGUAUGAGGAAGACAUCCUAACUGUACUUGAAUUUCUCUUAAAGGAUGCCCAAAAGGAGCAUGUCAGUGGUUCAGAGAACAAGCAACUUUUGGAACUCCUGUCAACUUGUUCUUCAAAAUGGGUGUCUGUACAAUAUUUUGAAAAAGUAAAGGCCUGCAUACAGAACGCGUUUCAAGAUAUACUCUCCCUACUUGUAGAAAGCACCAACUCAGAAUGGGAAAAGACAAAUAUGGCCAAGAUCUCUGAGGAUCCUGCUCCAGGGGUGACUGUCAGGGGAGACCCCAGCGUCCCUGCACCCACUUCUGGAUACCACGCUCAGCCCCUGGCCUUGCAGGAAACAGAAGCAGAAGCUGAUAAGAAAAAGACCCUUGAAAUUAAAGAUUCAUACUGUGGACACUGCUUCCAAGAACUUGAAAAGACAAAGCAGGAAUGUCAAGAUCUGAAAAGAAAACUGGAGAAAUGCUGUAGGCAUCUUCAGCAUUUAGAAAGGAAGCACAAAGCUGUAGUGGAAAAAAUUGGAGAAGAGAAUAGUAAAGUUGUUGAAGAAUUAAUAGAAGAAAAUAAUGACAUGAAGAAUAAAUUGGAGGAACUGAGAACACUUUGUAAAAUACCACCAAGGUCACUGUCAGAAGGGGCCGUUGAAAAUGCUUCCCUGCCAUGCAGUAGGGUGGCCUUGGAAGAGCUUCGUGGGCAGUGCAUUAAAGCUGUAAAAAAAAUUAAGCGUGACAUGCUUCGUUAUAUUCAGGAGAGUAAGGAAAGAGCUGCGGAAAUGGUAAAAGCAGAGGUACUGCGGGAACGUCAAGAAACUGCCCGAAAGAUGCGCAAAUAUUAUUUGACUUGCCUCCAACAGAUUUUGCAAGAUAAUGGAAAACAGGAAGGGGCUGAGAAAAAGAUUAUGAAUGCUGCUAGCAAACUUGCUACAAUGGCAAAAUUGCUGGAAACACCUAUUUCUAAUAGAUCCCAGAGCAAAACUACACAGUCAGGAGAACUGGCUCUGACUUCAGAGAUGCUGAUUGGAGUUGAAAAAUCAAAAAGAAAUGAUGUGAAUCAGGAUAUACCAUGUCACAUUGAAAGCAAAUCAAAGAGUGUAAAAGCCAGCCCCAGGCAUAUGUGCGACCAAGUUCCUAGGAGGAGGGCUGCUUGUAACUUAGAAAGGCGGUUGGAGGACGCAGAGCACCGGGAUGUACAACAUGUGGGUUCCAAAGGGUCACAUUCAGACUUUCAGUCCGGGGAUAACAGUUACAAACACCUAGACAUUUUGCCAAGGAAUGUUCCUCCUGAGUUUGUUCCUUGUGAAGGUGAAAGAGGCUUCGGUUUGCGCAAGAAGACAGACCUCCUCGGUGAUGCUGGCUCCGGAUCACUUCUGCCUUCAGCCGCAUACCCCUUUCUUGGAUCCUUAGGAAAUAAACGCUCACCUAGAUAUACCCCUAGUCAUUCUGAGUCUGGAUCCACACAUACAACCUUUCGAGGUCCUGAUGAAAGACUUGGUUUAAAAGUAUAUAAGUGUAACCCAUUAAUGGAACGUGAAAAUGCUACAUCUGAGAAAAGUCAAAGUUUGGGUGUUCAGGAAGCUCCAGUAAAGGAUGGAGGGGACCUUAGUGACUCCAUAGGCUGGCAUUCCAACAGUGCCACUUUACCCUGCGACAGCCGUGAAGGGUCAUUUUCACAGGGUAGGCCACAAGAAACUCUGGAUACACUGGCUGAAUCUGUUAAUUUCAGACAGUUUCCGGCAGCCAGUUGUCUUUCAGAUCCAGGGAAAAAUAACACGAUUAGUCGACCAGUGAAACAUCAGAGUGGUCACGCUCCAGACCCGUCAGAGGCAACCACCUCUUCCCAGCCAGGGAAAAUCAGUGUGACUCUUGGCCAUCCGCCGCCCCAUCAGGCUGAUACAUUAAAGUCAGACUUCAAAAAACUGAGCAGUACAGGAUGGUCUUCAGUGUGUCGGCAGCCUGCGAAAAGAUUAAUCCCUCUUCUGUCUAGCCAACAAGAUAGUGGCUUUGAUAGCCCGUUUGUCAAUCUAGACUAAUUGUACAGUAUUUAAGAAGAAUCAUUAAUAUAUUCACAAGAACACUGGAAGAGAAGACUUCAUACUGAAAAAUUUGUGGGCUUUGCCUAUUUUGAGAUGUUUUAAUAACAUCUGACUAUCAUGAGUAAAGUAUUCUCAUAAAAUAACUUGAGAUAUUAAUGUCGCCUUAAUCUUCCAAAGGCCUGAUGGUGUGUGUGUAAUCUGCUUGUGUGUAGUGCUUAUAUUUGUUUGCUAAAUCAUCUAUUUUUAUACUUAUGAUUAUAUUAGUUCUCCAUGCAGUGUUAAAUUAUUUAAAUAAACUUGCGUAUGGUCUGUAGAAUUGUUAUACAUUAUUUUUUCCUUCAUAAUAUAGAAAUGUUAUAUUGACAUGUUUGAAGUUCAUCCAGAAAAAAAGAGAAACUUUGAUGAUUGGUGUGUAUGAUCAGCCAAAUUUAAUUUUUGAAAUUAGCCAUGUUUAAUGAAGCUAUAGAUUUACUUUAGACAUACUUUUCCUGGAAAUAUCUACUCAAAAUUUUGAUUCUUUCAUUUGGGAAAAGAGGUUUUGCCAAGA